AUGUACGCAGAAGAACAGUCUAGUAAAAUUGAUAAUAAUAUUUACGAACUGGAGUCUUUAAAUGGGUGGAAAGAAAGGAAAAAUAUAGAGAAUGAUGCUGUCUAUGUGGAAACAGACUCUCAUAUAUCAGAUGAAGUUGUAGAGACCAAACUGUCGUGGUUUAAUACUAUUUUCAUCAACUCUGGUGCUGAGACUAAAGGUAUUGAGCCAAUCACUGAAGAAGAGCAGACAGAUGAUUCUUUAUUAACUGCUGCUUUAAUGUGGUUUUCUGCGAAUAUGGUUUUACCUGCAUACGCAAUCGGUGGACUAGGUCCUUUAGUGUUUCAUCUGAAUUUUGGCACUUCUGUAUUAGUUAUCAUCUUCUUCAGUAUCUUAGGCCUUCUACCUGUUGCAUUUUUUUCUCUGUUUGGUGUCCAGUUAGGGUUGAGACAAAUGACUUUAUCAAGAUAUCUAAUAGGUAAUAUUACCGCAAGAAUAUUUGCUUUGAUUAAUACUAUAGCUUGUGUUGGGUGGGGGAUCGUUAAUACUGUAGCAUCUUCACAAUUACUAAAUAUGGUCAAUCAAAAUGGUAACAAUUUGCCUUUGUGGGCUGGUUGUUUAGUCAUUAUUGGUGCUACAUUAUUGGUAACUUUUUUUGGUAUUAAUGUUAUUCAUUCAUAUAAUAGAUAUUCGUGGAUUCCAAACUUUGUAGUUUUUUUGGUUGUAAUUGCUAGAUUGAAAAAAUCUGGUAAUUUUACAAACGGGGAUUGGGGAUCUGGUCCCACUACAGCAGGCAAUGUGUUAUCAUUUGGGUCCACAGUUUUUGGGUUUGCUGCAGGCUGGACUACAUAUGCAUCAGAUUAUACAGUCUAUAUGCCAAAAUCUACAAACAGAUUUAAAAUUUUCUUUUCCUUAAUAGGCGGCCUAUCUUUUCCAUUAUUCUUUUGUAUGAUUUUAGGUGCUGCAUCGGCUAUGGGUGCAGUGAAUGAUCCUGAGUGGGCUCAAUAUUACAAUUCUAAUGGCAUGGGUGGAUUAACAUAUGCAAUUUUAGUUCCAAAAUCAUUACAUGGGUUUGGUCAAUUUUGUUGUGUGAUUCUUGCCAUGUCUACUGUGUCAAACAAUGUUCCAAAUAUGUAUACUGUAGCCAUGUCUGCACAAUCCAUAUGGAGUCCAUUAGCCAAAAUUCCAAGAAUCAUAUGGACAAUUGCUGGUAAUGCAGCAGCAUUAGGAAUAUCCAUACCUGCAUGUUACUAUUUCGCUACAUUUAUGGAAUAUUUCAUGGACUCUAUAAGUUACUAUCUGUCUAUUUAUAUUUCAAUUGCGUUGACUGAACAUUUUGUCUUUAAAAAAAGUUUUAGCGCUUACGUUGUGGAAGAUUGGGAUAAUUGGGAUCGAUUACCAAUUGGUAUUGCGGGAACUAGUGCAUUAAUAGUUGGUGCAGUUGGUGUUGCUCUGGGUAUGGAUCAAACCUAUUGGGUUGGUGAAAUUGGUAGGUCGAUUGGGGAAUAUGGUGGUGAUAUUGGGUUCGAGUUGGGCGCUUCAUGGUCAUUCAUUGUAUAUAUAUUAUUAAGACCACUGGAAAUAAAGUAUUUUGGCCGUUAA
This is a messenger RNA of Arxiozyma heterogenica, 1581 nucleotides long. Its product is annotated as cytosine permease. The coding region runs from base 1 to 1581 and encodes 526 amino acids. The record is from RefSeq and is a predicted model, not a curated record. Gene Ontology annotation, cellular component: fungal-type vacuole membrane; plasma membrane. The transcript has a single exon. NCBI's taxonomy places the organism in Eukaryota, Fungi, Ascomycota, Saccharomycetes, Saccharomycetales, Saccharomycetaceae. Gene Ontology annotation, biological process: transmembrane transport; cytosine transport. Gene Ontology annotation, molecular function: nucleobase transmembrane transporter activity.